Messenger RNA from Ochlerotatus camptorhynchus, 1975 nucleotides. RefSeq names its product sphingomyelin phosphodiesterase-like. Gene Ontology annotation, biological process: ceramide biosynthetic process; sphingomyelin catabolic process. Gene Ontology annotation, cellular component: lysosome. The coding region runs from base 67 to 1956 and encodes 629 amino acids. The transcript is spliced from 4 exons. The record is from RefSeq and is a predicted model, not a curated record. Gene Ontology annotation, molecular function: acid sphingomyelin phosphodiesterase activity. NCBI's taxonomy places the organism in Eukaryota, Metazoa, Arthropoda, Insecta, Diptera, Culicidae.
AUCCGGUAGUUAGUGGUUUCCAUAGCCACUUGCAAGUUAGAGGUUGAGCGGAUACUAGUCGUGAAUAUGAAGUUGCUUUUAGCAGCUCUGCUGGUGGGGCUUCUAGUGGCCACCGGUCAGGGGUACCAGGUCAAGCCAAGUGACUACAAUCGGACGAUUCAACAGCUUCAAGGGGAAUACGUUCGAUCGGAAGAUGAAUUCCGUAGGGAAUUCCAAAUCUGGCGAAAAACCGGCGUGAAGACAGCUCAUUUCAGGGAAAUGCUGGAUGCCUGGAAGUUCACCGAGGACCAACGUCGUAUGGAAUUGGAGGAUCUGCCAGUGCAAAUGGAGGGAACCGUAUGUAUGCUGUGCCGGUCCAUUGUUGGACAGCUGAUGGAUCAGCGUCGACAGGGAGCUACGCGGGAAGAUCUCUUCGCUACUGCCUACGAACUGUGCACUACGCUGCAGAUCCAGGAGCCUGAUGUUUGUUACGGUGUCAUCGAACUGAAUAUCGAUUUCUUCCUGUUCAUUUUCGAUGAUCGACUAACGGUUGGUGCUGAUACGGUGUGCGCUGUAGUGUUCCAGUCGUCAGCUUGCAUCUUGUCCGAUCCGGAAUUUAUUGAUUGGAGUGUGAACGUUGAUGCUCGCAGCACUCCAAUUACUGGUUCGAAGCACUUCCCGAACGCACGUGGUCCGAACGAUAUUAAGAUUGUCCAGAUAACCGAUUUGCACUAUGACCCGCUGUACCUGGUGGGCCACAAUGCUGUUUGCAAUCGGCCUGCUUGCUGCCGCAGUGAUCAAGGUAUUCCGGAGAAUCCCGCAGAACGUGCCGGAAAGUGGGGAGAUUAUCGAGACUGUGAUUCUCCGUGGGAUGCCGUUGACGACGUGAUCGAACAUGUAGCGGAGCACCACUCCGAUGCAGCAUACAUCUACCACACUGGUGACAUUAUCGACCAUGGUGUGUGGGAAACUUCGAUUGGACACAACAUUCAAAGCAUGAACCGCGUUUACGCAAAACUGUUGCAAAAAUUCCCCAACAAACCCGUGUUCAACAUCAUUGGUAACCACGAAGCUCAUCCCACGAACGUGUUCGCUCCUAGCACGCUUAACCAACAGCAGUUCUCGAUGGAAUGGCUCUACGCCUAUUCAGCUGACAUGUGGGGCAAUUGGCUACCCAUGGCUACUCAGAAUACCAUCCGUCAUGGAGGAUACUACACAACUCUUGUACGCCCAGGAUUCCGCAUCGUUGGUAUGAACAAUCAAGAUUGCUACACCUUCAACUGGUGGAUCCUUUGGAAACCGGAAUAUUUGGCAAGCCAAAUGCAAUGGCUGCAUGACGUUCUACGACAAGCUGAACUGAACAACGAAAAGGUUCACAUCCUAGCUCACAUUCCGUACAGCUCCUCCGGAUCGACCUUCCGUACUUGCCAGCGCGAAUUCCGCCGCAUCGUUGAACGCUUCUACGACACAAUCAGUUCUCAAUUCAAUGGACACACCCAUCGCGAUGAGUUCAACGUGUUCUACUCGAGAGAAAAUCCCGCUCAUGCCAUCAACGUCGCAUGGAACGGAGGCAGUACCACGGCCUUCAGCGACGUCAAUCCAAACUACAUUGUUUACUACGUUGACCCGGAAACAUACCAAGUGACCGAUUUCGAGUCGUACAUCUUCAACAUGACGGACGCGAACCGUUUCCCAGAUCGUCGUCCCGAUUGGUUCCAGCUGUACUCGUUCGCACAGGAGUUCAACAUGCACAACCUCAGUCCAAUGGAAGCAGAUAUUAUGGUCAAGCGGCUGGGAACGCCAGCCGGACGGGAAGAACUACGGCGGUACUGGCAAUUUAAGGUGAAGAUGGGAGAUCCCUCGUUGGAUGCUGGCUGUGAUGAUGAUUGCUUGCUGAAUCAUCUCUGCCAGGUCGUAGUCUCCGAAAUGGGAGACGAUGUCAAGUGCGAUGAACUGCGGACGACAUUCUUCGGUUGAAUAAAAUAUUCAGACGAUU